Messenger RNA from Theileria orientalis strain Shintoku, 471 nucleotides. RefSeq lists its product as hypothetical. The record is from RefSeq and is a predicted model, not a curated record. NCBI's taxonomy places the organism in Eukaryota, Apicomplexa, Aconoidasida, Piroplasmida, Theileriidae. Bases 1 to 471 code for a protein of 156 amino acids. The transcript has 4 exons.
AUGCUAGGCUCUGUGCACCAACUACGGAUGUACGUUGUUCUAUUCUUUAUGUGGAAUUUUAGUUCGAAUCUUUUUUGUGAGGGUUCAGGAUGCUGCCGGACUGGUACUUUGCAUUCAAAGUUUCUAGUGGUCUAUUUACCUUCUGAUGCUGGUUCUUUUCAAAGGAUCGUGGCUUUCAGACUUGAAAGACUCUUAAUAUGUCAAGUGUGUAAGGUGGUUACUCAGGAUCGCCGCGGUGUGUACCCGUGGCCCAACGUGUCUUUAAUUAACUUACAUAAAUCUAAUAUUAAUUACGGGAAUUGGUUCGGAAGGUAUAGCUUUAAUUCAUUCCGUUUUAUCCUGGAUGGUCCAAUAAAUCUCAUUUCCACAUGUUCGUUGGUACAGAAACUUAAUAUGUCUGGUCUUGGAAAGACAUAUUUUUUCUGGAAAAAUGGCCUUCCUUUAUGCCUUUCCCAUAACCGUAAUGUCUAA